This is a messenger RNA of Laccaria bicolor S238N-H82, 213 nucleotides long. RefSeq lists its product as uncharacterized. NCBI's taxonomy places the organism in Eukaryota, Fungi, Basidiomycota, Agaricomycetes, Agaricales, Hydnangiaceae. The transcript is spliced from 3 exons. The coding region runs from base 1 to 213 and encodes 70 amino acids. The record is from RefSeq and is a predicted model, not a curated record.
AUGCCCGACUGGAAAUCAGCCGCUGAAAUCCAGAAAGAUGCAGUGGCCUUUGGCAAACUUGUGCAUGCUCUGUUGGGAUUAUACGCAUAUGAAUGGUUUCUGACACUUGAUUUUGACCUGGAUUUUCUGCGGGGGAAAAGAAGGUUCCGGUGGCCAAUGAUCUUCUAUUUCGCCAACAGAUAUCUUCUCCUUUUCGCGUUGAUAGGCAUAUAA